Molecule: messenger RNA, 882 nt
Organism: Arachis ipaensis
Lineage: Eukaryota; Viridiplantae; Streptophyta; Magnoliopsida; Fabales; Fabaceae
Source: RefSeq, a predicted model, not a curated record
UCUUAACUGGUCGAUUAUUUUCUUACUUAUUGGUUGUUAACUGCUUUGGUGCACUCUUUAGAAUCACUUGAAUUGAUAGAGAAGUAUGCAUGAUUUUACAUAUAAAAUGUCUUUCACUUCUUUUCACUGUUCAGGCACCAGUGAAACACAAGUGUUUGAUGAACAAAGUCCAUCAGAAAAUGAUUACUUGGCCGAGGUAUGUCAAGAAUGGGAAUCAACAGCCUUAAAAGUAAACGGGGAUGUUAGAGUAGCUCUAAUUCGCAUUGGUGUUGUUCUUGGUAAAGAUGGUGGAGCACUAGCUAAAAUGAUACCUCUCUUUAAGAUGUUUGCUGGUGGACCUAUAAGCUCUGGAAAACAAUGGUUUUCCUGGAUUCAUUUGGAUGACAUUGUUAAUUUAAUAUAUGAAGCACUGAUAAAUCCCUCCUAUGAAGGUGAACUCUUAACUCUCAUAUCUCCAAAACGAAAUUUAUUGAAAUUUUGAAAAACCAAAAAUUAGUGGAUAUAGAACAUUGGCUAGCAUAGAUAGUUUGGAUGGUGCAAUUCUCGAUUCUGACUUGUGUGAUUAGAUUACCAUGUUCAUAUAUAUCUUUGCAAGUAUGGCCAGCAUUUAGUAAAGAACAAAGAAGGCAGAGGUGAAUUAAUGAUAUCAGUCAUUGAUAGUUUUGAGUUUGAUUUUUUAAUUUUUAUAAUUGCAAAUGUCAAUAUGAAUAUUUUUCUAAUAAUUACUUUUCUAUAUAAUUAUGCAAGAUAAUGUUGAGGAUGAUAAUGAAGAUUAAACUGAUUAUUAUUGUGGUUUAUUGGCUAUAAGAUAGAGUAGUGUUGGAAAUGGAUACAUGUAUGGUUGACUACUAAUGACUUUUAUUAGAAGAUACUUAUGUAGGA